Molecule: messenger RNA, 1800 nt
Organism: Periophthalmus magnuspinnatus
Lineage: Eukaryota; Metazoa; Chordata; Actinopteri; Gobiiformes; Gobiidae
Gene: uqcrc1
Product: cytochrome b-c1 complex subunit 1, mitochondrial
Exons: 13
Coding region: 49-1485 (478 amino acids)
Cellular component (GO): mitochondrion
Molecular function (GO): metal ion binding
Source: RefSeq, a predicted model, not a curated record
GAGGAAGGCCACACCGGAAACAGCGCGCGCAGCAGAUCUGCAGCAGAAAUGGCGGCGUCCGUUUGCCGAGUCGGGAGCACUGUGGGUCGAGUCCUCGCAAAAACACGCAGUCCGAUCCUAUUGUCUUUGAGGCGUGGACAGGCAUCUGUCAGUUAUGCCCAAAGUUUGGUCGGUGCUCCUGAAACCAGACUGACGGCACUGGACAAUGGCCUAAGGAUUGCAUCAGAGGACACAGGGCAUGCCACCUGCACUGUGGGGCUCUGGAUUAGUGCUGGCAGUCGCUAUGAAAGUGAAAAAAACAAUGGAGCUGGAUUUUUCCUGGAGCACAUGGCUUUCAAGGGAACCAAGAAACACUCUCAGUCUGCACUGGAGCAGAAGGUUGAGUCCAUGGGAGCCCAUCUGAGUGCAUAUACUUCCAGAGAGCACACUGCAUACUACAUGAAAACACUGUCCAAAGACUUGCCCAUUGCGGUGGAAUUGCUGGCUGAUGUUGUGCAGAGCUGCUCACUUAAUGAGGCUGAUAUCGAACAGCAGAGGACCACAGUGCUUCGUGAGCUGGAGGAGGUUGAAGGAAACUUACAAGAGGUGUGCUUGGACUUACUCCAUGCUACAGCCUUCCAGGGCACUCCGUUGGGACACAGUGUACUAGGGCCUUCAGGCAAUGCCAGGAGUCUGACUCGUCAGGACCUUGUGGAUUACAUUAACAGCCAUUACAAAGCUCCACGUAUGGUGUUGGCUGCUGCUGGAGGAGUAAGCCACGAGGAGCUUGUUGGAUUGGCAAAUUCUCAUUUAAGUGGAGUGUCAUUCGAAUAUGAAGGUGAUGCUGCUCCAGUUCUUUCGCCUUGCAGAUUCACUGGAAGUGAGAUUUGUAUGCGUGAUGAUGCUCUUCCUCUGGCUCACGUUGCAAUUGCAGUGGAAGGUGCCAGUGCUACCAGUCCAGACAUAGUACCUCUGAUGGUGGCUAAUUCAAUCAUCGGCAGCUAUGACCUCACCUAUGGGGGUGGCAAGAAUCUGAGCAGCCGUCUUGCUCGACUAUCGGUGGAGGAGAAAUUGUGUCACAGUUUCCAGGCCUUCCACUCUUCCUACAGUGACACCGGCCUGCUGGGUAUUUACUUUGUGACGGAUAAGCACUGCAUUGAAGACAUGAUGCACUGGUCUCAGAAUGCCUGGAUGAACUUGUGCACCACAGUGACAGAGAGUGAUGUAGCCAGGGGGAAGAUUGCUCUCAAGGCCAGUCUGGUUGGACAACUAAAUGGAACAACGCCAAUUUGUGAUGACAUAGGCAGACACAUUCUUAACUAUGGCCGUCGUAUUCCUCUGGCUGAGUGGGAUGCUCGAAUUGAUGCUGUGACCCCCAAGAUGGUACGUGAUGUCUGCACCAAAUAUAUCUAUGACAAGUGUCCAGCUGUUGCAGCUGUUGGUCCUGUUGAACAGCUUCCAGACUACAACAGAAUUCGCAGUGCUAUGUACUGGCUUAGGUUUUAAGAGGUUUUAUUGUUUUGCUCCCUCUGUUAUUCUCCUCCUCUAGUCCAAAAAUUAUAUUGGAAACAUUGGUAAAUUAUCAUAACUUUAUCUACAGCCACUAAUCCAUCUUCAAAAGUUAAAAUCCAUGUAUGCCUUUAGUCAAAUGUAAGGCAGGGCAGUGUUUCAGAUGUCCACAAUGAAGAGGCAUCUAUGAAAUGUCACAGUACACCUAUCCAUUUAUCAAAGGAGGAACAGUUUAUUUAUGACUGUAAUGUUGUUUGUCCACUAUUGUACAUACAGAAGCAAUCAGACAAAAAUAAAAAUAUCCUGACAUUU